AUGAGACUCUCCUCUUUCUUGACCCUGGCGUUAACGGCCAUCACCACUGGUCAGCGCCUCGGUACGCCGUCAUUGGAAUUCCUCUAUACCGCCAAUUGUACUCUCGGUGAACGGUGGCAAAUCGGAGACUACGGCCAAGGAAGCCGAGUGGUAAUUCCAAUCGUAGGAGGCACCUUUUCUGGCCCGCGCAUGUCCGGUACUAUCACCAAUCUUGGCGCCGACUGGGGCGUCACCGACACAAAGGGCGUCUUCUUCCCCGACACUCGGUAUAACCUGCGGACCGAUGACGGUGCGGAUAUCUUUAUCCAAACGGCUGGCCCAACACAACCCAACUACCAAACUCUGCUAAGGGGCAUCUUCCAGACUGGACAUCCUCACUAUGAGUGGCUCAACUAUGUUGUUGCUACUGGAGUGCUACAACGGCCUACAGGCGAGGACAAGGGGAAAUAUGUCAUAAUUGAUAUGUGGCAGUUGAAGCGGCGAUCCAGAAAUAUGAAUGUCUAA
This is a messenger RNA of Ilyonectria robusta, 504 nucleotides long. RefSeq lists its product as uncharacterized. NCBI's taxonomy places the organism in Eukaryota, Fungi, Ascomycota, Sordariomycetes, Hypocreales, Nectriaceae. The transcript has 2 exons. The record is from RefSeq and is a predicted model, not a curated record. The coding region runs from base 1 to 504 and encodes 167 amino acids.